Messenger RNA from Gorilla gorilla gorilla (western lowland gorilla), 4319 nucleotides. It is a transcript of the gene PCK1, whose product is annotated as phosphoenolpyruvate carboxykinase 1. The transcript is spliced from 10 exons. The record is from RefSeq and is a predicted model, not a curated record. Gene Ontology annotation, molecular function: GTP binding; manganese ion binding; phosphoenolpyruvate carboxykinase (GTP) activity. NCBI's taxonomy places the organism in Eukaryota, Metazoa, Chordata, Mammalia, Primates, Hominidae. Gene Ontology annotation, biological process: cellular response to glucose stimulus; hepatocyte differentiation; cellular response to insulin stimulus. Gene Ontology annotation, cellular component: cytosol. The coding region runs from base 141 to 2009 and encodes 622 amino acids.
CCAAGCACGGCCUUCCCACUGGGAACACAAACUCGCUGGCGGGAAGAACCCGGAAAGAAACCUGUGGAUCUCCCUUAGAGAUCAUCCAAAGAGAAGAAAGGUGACCUCACAUUCGUGCCCCUUAGCAGCACUCUGCAGAAAUGCCUCCUCAGCUGCAAAACGGCCUGAACCUUUCGGCCAAAGUUGUCCAGGGAAGCCUGGACAGCCUGCCCCAGGCAGUGAGGGAGUUUCUCGAGAAUAACGCUGAGCUGUGUCAGCCUGAUCACAUCCACAUCUGUGACGGCUCUGAGGAGGAGAAUGGGCGGCUUCUGGGCCAGAUGGAGGAAGAGGGCAUCCUCAGGCGGCUGAAGAAGUAUGACAACUGCUGGUUGGCUCUCACUGACCCCAGGGAUGUGGCCAGGAUCGAAAGCAAGACGGUUAUCGUCACCCAAGAGCAAAGAGACACAGUGCCCAUCCCCAAAACAGGCCUCAGCCAGCUCGGUCGCUGGAUGUCAGAGGAGGAUUUUGAGAAAGCGUUCAAUGCCAGGUUCCCAGGGUGCAUGAAAGGUCGCACCAUGUACGUCAUCCCAUUCAGCAUGGGGCCGCUGGGCUCGCCUCUGUCGAAGAUCGGCAUCGAGCUGACGGAUUCGCCCUACGUGGUGGCCAGCAUGCGGAUCAUGACGCGGAUGGGCACGCCCGUCCUGGAAGCACUGGGCGAUGGGGAGUUUGUCAAAUGCCUCCAUUCUGUGGGGUGCCCUCUGCCUUUAGAAAAGCCUUUGGUCAACAACUGGCCCUGCAACCCGGAGCUGACACUCAUCGCCCACCUGCCUGACCGCAGAGAGAUCAUCUCCUUUGGCAGUGGGUACGGCGGGAACUCGCUGCUCGGGAAGAAGUGCUUUGCUCUCAGGAUGGCCAGCCGGCUGGCCAAGGAGGAAGGGUGGCUGGCAGAGCACAUGCUGAUUCUGGGUAUAACCAACCCUGAGGGUGAGAAGAAAUACCUGGCGGCCGCAUUUCCCAGCGCCUGCGGGAAGACCAACCUGGCCAUGAUGAACCCCAGCCUCCCCGGGUGGAAGGUUGAGUGCGUCGGGGAUGACAUUGCCUGGAUGAAGUUUGACGCACAAGGUCAUUUACGGGCUAUCAACCCAGAAAAUGGCUUUUUCGGUGUCGCUCCUGGGACUUCAGUGAAGACCAACCCCAAUGCCAUCAAGACCAUCCAGAAGAACACCAUCUUUACCAAUGUGGCCGAGACCAGCGACGGGGGCGUUUACUGGGAAGGCAUUGAUGAGCCGCUAGCUUCAGGCGUCACCAUCACGUCCUGGAAGAAUAAGGAGUGGAGCCCAGAGGAUGGGGAACCUUGUGCCCACCCCAACUCGAGGUUCUGCACCCCUGCCAGCCAGUGCCCCAUCAUUGAUGCUGCCUGGGAGUCUCCGGAAGGUGUUCCCAUUGAAGGCAUUAUCUUUGGAGGUCGUAGACCUGCUGGUGUCCCUCUAGUCUAUGAAGCUCUCAGCUGGCAACAUGGAGUCUUUGUGGGGGCGGCCAUGAGAUCAGAGGCCACAGCGGCUGCAGAACAUAAAGGCAAAAUCAUCAUGCAUGACCCCUUUGCCAUGCGGCCCUUCUUUGGCUACAACUUUGGCAAAUACCUGGCCCACUGGCUUAGCAUGGCCCAGCACCCAGCAGCCAAACUGCCCAAGAUCUUCCAUGUCAACUGGUUCCGGAGGGACAAGGAAGGCAAAUUCCUCUGGCCAGGCUUUGGAGAGAACUCCAGGGUGCUGGAGUGGAUGUUCAACCGGAUCGAUGGAAAAGCCAGCGCCAAGCUCACGCCCAUAGGCUACAUCCCCAAGGAGGAUGCCCUGAACCUGAAAGGCCUGGGGCACAUCAACGUGAUGGAGCUUUUCAGCAUCUCCAAGGAAUUCUGGGAGAAGGAGGUGGAAGACAUUGAGAAGUAUCUGGAGGAUCAGGUCAAUGCCGACCUCCCCUGUGAAAUCGAGAGAGAGAUCCUUGCCUUGAAGCAAAGAAUAAGCCAGAUGUAAUCAGGGCCUGAGUGCUUUACCUUUAAAAUCAUCCCCUUUCCCAUCCAUAAGGUGCAGUAGGAGCAAGAGAGGGCAAGUGUUCCCAAAUUGACGCCACCAUAAUAAUCAUCACCACACCGUGAGCAGAUCUGAAAGGCACACUUUGAUUUUUUAAGGAUAAGAACCACAGAACACUGGGUAGUAGCUAAUGAAAUUGAGAAGGGAAAUCUUAGCAUGCCUCCAAAAAUUCACAUCCAAUGCAUAGUUUGUUCAAAUUUAAGGUUACUCAGGCAUUGAUCUUUUCAGUGUUUUUUCACUUUAGCUAUGUGGAUUAGCUAGAAUGCACACCAAAAAAAUACUUGAGCUGUAUAUAUAUAUGUGUGUGUGUGUGUGUGUGUGUGUGUGUGCAUGUAUGUGCACAUGUGUCUGUGUGGUAUAUUUGUGUAUGUGUAUUUGUGUGUACUGUUAUUGAAAAUAUAUUUAAUACCUUUGGAAAAAUCUUGGGCAAGAUGACCUACUAGUUUUCCUUGAAAAAAAGUUGCUUUGUUAUUAAUAUUGUGCUUAAAUUAUUUUUAUAUGCCAUUGUUCCUUACCUUUACAUAAUUGCAAUAUUUCCCCCUUACUACUUCUUGGAAAAAAAUUACAAAAUAAAGUUUUAUAGAAAAGAUGGAUUUGCUUUGCUUGGUUUUUCUUAUUUGAGCUACCAAGAGGAGAGAACUCUGAUUAAAUAUCUUGUGAUUUAAAUCCUGCCCCCUCCCCAAGAAGGUGGGGACGUUCAGAAUCACACUUGAAGAGGGGGUGCAUUGCCUGGUCCCAGGGAGAAGGAGGGAGCAGAUGGGGAGGAAUGAGGCAGGGAACCAUGGUUGGGGUUUUCUGAAUUUGCCGAAGCCACUAGUUGGCAUCCUUUAACAAUUCUACAAACCUUUAGAUGGUGAGGCUUAUGUGGCAGGACUGGGAGGGUUUAAUGCAUGCUUUUUGACAGUUUGGAUCCGGAGGGGUCUCAGGAUUCCACAAAAAUUACAUUGUGGACAGUUUCAUAGGAUUUUGCCUUUUAACUCUUCAAAGCAACAGUUUUCUCAACUGUCAUCCCCGCGGGGGAGCAGAGGAAGACAAGUGAGAAGGAAAAGGGGACAGGAUCUGGGUUGAGCAAGCAUUAAUUGAGCGCCUUCUGUAUCCCGGACAUCAUGCCAACACCAUGGGCUGCCCGAGAAGAGAGGUGGGUGGUUUGGUCCCCAGCUCUGCCUUGAACCCUCACCUGCUCUCCUCUACUCCCAGUGUUUAUUGGAUGUUCCAGAACAGUCCAAACAAACCAUAAACUUUAUAUCACAGAUUCAAUCUGUGUAAAUACUAUUAUCUUCAAGUUGUAGUUUCUUUCUUGGGCCCAGGCUGUGAAAUUGGCUUCACCCCUACCACACCCCAGCGGGCAGGCUUGUUCUUAUGUCACACUCCACCCCUCCAGUCUCCUCAACUGGAAAACUUGCCUCUUUUCCUCACUUCCUCUGCUCCUUACAAUGGCUUCACAUGGAAGGUGAAGCCGAGAUCACCCCAAUUUUACAGGUGAGGAAACUGAAGUCAAGCCAGGAGCGUCCAGCGGGGCUGAGAAAUUGCCAGGAUUUCCUUCCCCAUUAAGGAGCUGAGAGUCUUAGCUCCAGACACGUUGGCUUGUUAGAAUAUCAAAACCACCGAAGGGGAAAAACCACUUACUGGAAUUAAAUGCUGUCUGCUGUAUUAGUUUAAAUCAGUGGCGUUCAAACUUGUUUCUCCUUUUCACUGCGGAACACGUUCUUGACAUGUACUUGACUCAGAGUCCCAUGUCUAAAGGAGACAGAGCCCAAGGCAGCCCACCUGAAGCUGGGGAGGGAGUCCAAAGUGCAAGCCACCUGGUCUCCAUUUCCCCGCCCCUUGGGGGCCUUUGGGCAGCUCCUUGGACCCCUGAAAGAGGCCACCAGGAUAAACUUUGUUAAAAUGCAUGCCUUGUGCCCCACUGUCCUAUUACGGGCUUUCAGUAGUCUCCACUCCCUCGGCAGGCAAAGACACUGGCCAUCUCCAAAUUCCUUCCCCUCCUGCACAGCAUCAGCCACCUGGCAAGCAGCCUCACAUAGGACCAUUUGCCAGCAGGCCCUGCAAGCCUGGGGGACAGCCUAGAGGAGGUGACUUACAUACGCAGCAUAAGAGUUUUCAGGAGACCAAAAAGAUUCAAUAUAUGUCAUUGACUCCUGACUCAGUUUCCCCAAACCUUGCCUCCUGAGUGCUCCCUCUGUCUCCAAAUCGUGAUUUUUGUGCGUGGACCCCUGUCUACAAUAAACAGGAUACUAUGACUUCAUUCUUCAA